Molecule: messenger RNA, 11970 nt
Organism: Stegostoma tigrinum
Lineage: Eukaryota; Metazoa; Chordata; Chondrichthyes; Orectolobiformes; Stegostomatidae
Product: CREB-regulated transcription coactivator 1-like
Exons: 14
Coding region: 23-1855 (610 amino acids)
Biological process (GO): positive regulation of transcription by RNA polymerase II; protein homotetramerization
Cellular component (GO): nucleus; cytoplasm
Molecular function (GO): cAMP response element binding protein binding
Source: RefSeq, a predicted model, not a curated record
GUGAAGGAGGCGCUGCAGGAAAAUGGCGGCGUCGAACAACCCGCGGAAAUUCAGCGAAAAGAUCGCGCUCCACACCCAGAAACAGGCCGAGGAGACGGCCGCUUUCGAGGAGGUGAUGAAGGACCUGAGUAUUACCCGGGCGGCAAGGUUACAGUUGCAGAAAUCUCAGUAUUUACAGUUGGGACAGGGCCGGGGUCAGUACUAUGGAGGCUCCCUUCCCAACGUCAACCAGAUUGGGAGCACCACUCUGGACCUCCCUUUUCAGACUCCGUUCCAAUCAACUACCUUGGACACGAGUAGAUCAACCAGACAUCAUGGCUUGGUUGACCGGGUCUACAGGGAUCGAAAUCGACUGGGAUCACCGCACCGCCGUGCCAUUCCUGUUGACAAACACGGGCGCCAGGCAGACAGCUGUCCAUAUGGUUCGGUCUAUCUGUCGCCCCCAGCUGACACCAGCUGGCGAAGGACCAAUUCAGAUUCUGCUCUACACCAGAGCACGAUGAAUCCCACUGCACAGGAUCCAUUUAAUGGGGGCUCCCAAGAAACGCAAGAGCAGCAUAAGCGAGUGUUAUUGUUAACGGUUCCUGGGAUGGAAGAGACUACGUCUGAGACUGAUAAAUCACUAUCCAAACCGCUGUGGGACAACAAAAAGUCUGUAUCAUCACGGCCGAAAUCAUGUGAGGUCCCAGGAAUCAAUAUUUUCCCAUCCGCAGACCAGGAAAAUACCACAACACUGAUGCCUGUUGCUCAUAACACCGGAGGAUCCCUGCCAGAUCUCACAACCAUUCACUUCCCGCCACCUCUUCCUACUCCACUAGAUCCAGAGGAGUCAACGUUCCCAACCCUGAGCAGUGCAAACAGCACUGGAAACCUGGCAGCAAAUCUGAACCAUCUAGGCCUCAAUAGCAACAGCCAGGGCCUGACAUCAUCACAGGGGUCAUUGCCAGGGUCUCUCCAGAACCGACAACCAACCGUGACACCCCUCACUUUACCAGUCAGCACAGACUCACGGAGACAACAACUUCAGCUAUCACCAGCUCUCUCCCCACUCUCUCCAAUAACACAGGCUGUUGCUAUGGAUGCAUUGGCAUUGGAGCAGCAACUUCCUGCAUAUCCAUUUUUCACGCAGCAGACUACGCAGCCACAGUCUCAGAGCUCCAGCAACUUGGCUCAGAGCUCACAGGCACAGCAGCAAAGUAGUGGUCAACAACAGACAGCCACAAUGCCACAAUCCCCUCCAGUGAACCAAACGCAGGCACCGAUAGGGAUGGAUAUCAGCACGGCUUCCCUCCAUCAGUACCGCAGUAAUGCUGGAUCUCCAGCCAACCAGUCUCCCACCUCCCCUGGAUCCAAUCAAGGCUUCUCUCCAGGCAGCUCCCCUCAAACAUCCAUACUUGGGAGUGUCUUUGGAGAUUAUUAUGAGCAGCAACUCACAAACAGACAAGCCAACUCCCUGUCUCAUCAGCUUGAACAAUUCAAUAUGAUUGAGAGCCCAAACAGCACCAACAGCUUGUACAACCAAAUCUCCACCUUGAACUACUCACAGGCAGCAAUGAUGGGGCUGACAGGGAGCCAUGGAAGUCUUCAGGAUUCACAGCUCAGUUACGCCAAUCACGGAAAUAUCCCCAACAUCAUUCUAACUGUGACAGGAGAGUCUCCCCCCAGCCUGACAAAGGAGCUGACCAAUUCGCUUGCAGGUGUUACAGAUGUGACCUUUGACACCGACUCCCAAUUUCCUCUUGAUGAACUAAAAAUUGAUCCCUUAACAUUGGAUGGUCUGCACAUGCUGAAUGAUCCGGACAUGGUGCUGACAGACCCUGCUACAGAGGAUACUUUCCGCAUGGAUCGUCUGUAGACAAGGACACUGAGACCUAAGACAAAUCAGGGAAGCAGGCCAAAAACCCGCCAGGGAGCGGAAAUUGAGUGAACGAGUGCAAUUGGUGGAAUGAUGUUAAAGUGAGAGCGUAACGUGCAAUGAAUUCCGCUUCUUGUUCCAAGCUUGCAACUCUGCGAUCCUGAAUGAACCAAGUAUAGCGCUUUCAGCUAUGUGGCGCACUCCUUCAUUGCAGCGUUUCAUUGACUCCAUCACAUCCCUGGGCCUCUUGUUUUAUUUUCCGUUCUCCUAUUUAUAUUGUCCUCAUGGUAACGGUGGGCUGUCAGUGCAUCGUUAUUAUUGGCAGGUUUACAUGUAAUUUGGAGUCUACCCAUGAGGUAACAACUGACAGUAAAACUCGGCAGCUCCAGGCCAGCAGUACGGUGAUGUUAUUAUUUAUCCUGAAGUCACCAGUCUGACAUUUCUUUCAGUGCGCUGUUGCCAUUGUAUUUUCUGUGCUGCUCGAUUCUUAUUUAUAUUUUUAUAUUUGUCAGUGAUUUUUUUCUCCUGCCCCAUUCCUUUUCACUGUGCUUGUGUUCAGCAAAAGCCACUGCCUUGUUGUAUGUUGCUAAGAAAGUGAACAAGAAACUGAUCUGACACAAGAGCUAAGUGCAUGGACAGAAAUUGUAUUACAGCCAAUAUUUAGAGGGGCAUGCUUUCUUGCUCCUGUUUGUGUCCCUUUCCUUUAUGUUUCUCCAUCGGAUUUUAAAAAAGAAUGUUGACAAUGUGUGCCAGUCCGAGAUUAGUUUGCUGCCAGCUCCUUCCACAAAAAACCAAACGUUCUCACCUCCCUCUGCUCAGCUGUUUCGAUUCUCGGUCAGUCCCACCAGUCCUGUCAAACUGCACAUGGCUGUCUAAAUGCCCUCUCUCCAACAGGCGCACAUCCCUUCUGUCCAGUGUUUGUGAAGUAUAUGUGCUGUUAAGCUGCUUAAAAGCCUCUCCCUAUGUGGCACUCAUUCAGUCUCAGCCCUUACAGCCAGCUGUUGUGUGGCCAACAACACUCACUGUAUUUCACAGUUUAUCUCUGGCCACUGAAGUGAGAGAGUGCAGAAAUACUUACUUGAUAUUAGGAAGGAUAGGCUUAAUGCCAGCUUCUGAAGGGAUGUGCAACAAUGAUGCUGCCCAAUGAACUUUUCACCAUCUUUGCUGCAGUUCUUGGUUCUGAGAGUGAAUAGGGAGGGCUAUCACUAACACUACAUGCUGUGGAAUCUGCUCCCAACACAUCCACUACAAGUCAGGACUCUGUCAGACCUUUCCUGCACAAGUGAAUUAACUUGCACAACAGAAUCACACUUAAGUUCAAGACGCUAACCUGGUACUGGCCUAUCAAGCUACAUGUCAUUUCUGGCAAACUUGCUCCCACUAAUGUUUCUUAAAAAGAACACUAAAUGGACACUGUAUCCUACAGACUUUAUAUAAAGUCCUGAGACUAUUUUAUCAGCCUUUACUGGGCAGAUUAAUGAUGGAGCAAGAUGUGUCCGUAUUAACAAGUACAUGUUAAACUGCAGAUACAACAAGAAAUUAGGACAGCAAAUUGCAAAGGGACUGGAGUAUGGAAUGAGAAAUCUUUGCUGCACUUGUAUAGGGUAUUAAUAAGGACACACCUAGAAUAGUGUGUACUGUUUUAGUCUCAACACUCAAAAAAAAAAGUAGUUGCAUUGAAGGUAGUGAAAGUUUACUGGACUGGUAUCUGCAUUUGACAAGUUUGGCCAGUUAUAAGAGGAUGAGUUGAAUGGAUCUGCUUUCUCUGGAAUCUAGAAGAAUGAGAUGAUCUAAUUGAAACUUGUAAGAUAAUGAAGCACCCUAACACUGAAAAGUUGUUUCUCCCUGACUGGGAAAACUAGAACAGAGGGAACCAGUUUCAGGAGGCAAGGCUUAACAUUUAGGACUUGGAUGAGAAAUUUCUUCCUGCAAAGGAUUGUGAAUCUUUCAAAUUCUCUAUCUUGAAGGGUUGUUGUUUCUCUAUUAAAUGUGCUCACGAAUGAGGUAGAGAAAUGUUUGAGCUCUCAGGGACUUGAUGGACAUAGAGGGUGGAAAAUUGGAAUUGAGGCAGCAAGUUAGAUAUGAAUCAUUUAAAUGACAGAGCAGUCUUGAUGGGCCACGUGAUCUACUGCUGUUCUACUUGUGUCUUCGUGUUCUCUUCCUCUGUUGUGGCCCUAGUGAAGCAAGUGCAUGCACAUCGCACACACUCCAACAUAUUGGAUUAUUCCUCUGUCUCUGUAGCUGCAGCACUCGAGAAUGCAUUCAAACCGCUAAAUGGAAGUUAUUUUUCUUCAACUUAUAUAUCCUCUCAUGUAGGGAGUUCAGAAAAAAGUGACAAAGCAAUCUCUGAAUGACAGCCAUACUGUUUAGCAUGAUGUCAGGAAGCACUCCUUCACAUGAAGGGGAAUGGGAAUCUGAAACUUUACUCCCCUCAAAUCAGUUGGAGCUUUCAGGACUGAGGUUGAUCUGUUUUAAUUGGGCCAGUGUAUCUAGGUGUCUGGGAAAUAGAUUUAGGCUAUUGAUCAGUCAUGAACUUUUCCUUCUUAAUUAUUGGGAUGUAAACAACAGAAUAGCCUGAGGGACUGAAUGACCAUAUGCCAUUUCACUAUUCCCACAUUAGCACAAGGUACGUUUUGAAAUUCUGAUAGCUGUUUGUGUCUGGAUCAGCAUCUAAUAACAAGAUUGAUCAGUGGCACAACAGCUAAGAGCCCAGUGACCUUCUAUGUAGCUUGAAUAUUCCUACCUUGACGUAAUAUCUAGAAACAGACUCCGAGCCCAACAGUUUGCUACUUUGUUCCAUUCGGAACAAUCUCCCCACCCAGGGUGUGAGUGUCCAGGCUUCUGCUGGUACCAGCCAACACAAUACUGCACCUGUAGGAGAUGGCAGCAUGUGCUUCUGUGUGUCUGCAUGCUUCCUGGUGCUAGGCCAUGCUUGGAAUGUUGAGUGAAAUGUAUAAUCACAGCCAGUACUACUCUGAGCUCUUUAUUGUACAGACUAUUUAUAAUUUGUUAGGCAUUUGAUAGUUGCCUCAUUUGAUGUCAGUAUAGUGUGGAUUCAGAACUUUGGGGUAAAUCUAAGCAGUUUGUAUCACGAGAGGUCCUUUUCUUGAACUUUAACAUUUUAGUUUGAAACUAAAUCAGGUUAAUAAUUCAUUAUAUUUGAACAUUUAAUACUGUUCCAAAUUUGAAAUGUUGGCGGGUUUUAAUAUGCAGAACUUAUGUUCCCACUUGAUGUCCAAAAUUAGGAGUGAGGCAUGGGUUAAGGAAAAUAUAUAAAAUGGUCGAUAAAAUAAUAUACAGAUGUAAAGUUUUUAAACCAUAUAUCUCUUUUAAUUUCUAACGCUGCAAAUCAAGCACUUUUUACAUCAUGUGCAUUCCUUGCAUGGAUUGUAUUUGUACAUCCCUUUCAUACUUUCCCACUGUACUUCCCUUGUGACAAAGAAUCUAAAUCAGUGGAAGUGUUGAGUAUGAAGUUUUUUGAAGAAGGCUCCCGACCCAAAACAUCAGCUGUCCUGUUCCUCUGAUGGUGCCUGGCCUGUUGUGUUCCUCUUGCUCCAUACUUUGUUAUAUCUGAGUAUGAAGUUCCUGUUUAAUUCAGCACUUUAAAACCAGGUUCUUCUUAGUUGUAUUUGCAAAUGCAGUGACAAGUAAGACAGGUAUAUCAGGAAGACAACCUUAAUGAAGUGCUGCAUUAAUGCAAUGCGGGGAGAGAGCUGCGUUAACUCAUACCCCUGUGCAAGGUUUAUUUUUGGUGUGCUUUUGGAUACCUGUUGGAUGUCUUGCGGAUUAAUCCUGAUGAUUAAUCCAGAAUCAUGAACUGUUCUUGUUCCUUUAUGCUCUUGUGCAAGUAAUAUUCAGGCUUGUUCUGAUUGCUACUGGGGUCAUUUAGGCUGUUGUUCCCUAAUUUCUUAUUCCUGCAGAUCCUGAGGUUGAGCAGUCAGGAAAAAGAGAGACAUUCUAGACUUUCAGCUUGUAGUGAGUUGGAUGUUGUCCACACAGUGUUAUUGUUAUUGAUGCUGCACAGAAUGGAUCUUGUUGCUAAGAGCACGUUGCUUAUGUGAAGAGGUUGAUUUUGCCUUCACACCCUUUUCCUCCGCCUGGACCUGAUAUUGGAGAAUCUGAGAGAUCUUCCCAGAACUGUGCAUGCAUUUGAGUGAAUACAAACAUCGGUCACAAGAAUUGCAUAAAAUCGGAGCCUGUUUGUCUGAGUAAUGAACAAGUAAAGAGGUGUGUGUGUGUGUCUGUGUGCAUGCGUGCGCCUGGGGAGAUGCCAUAUAACUAAGUUGUAUACUUCAAAAUAAUCUUCAUGUACAAAAAUUUGCUUCAGAAAUUCUUUUUGACCUAUUUGGUGAGAGUACAGUCGUUGGUGUUUGUGGAAGAGUGCUGCGAUUGUGAUGUGGAAAAGUUGGAGAAUUCCGGUGUCUGUACUGUUAAGGGAUGGAGAAGAGCAAAACUGGCAGAUUUAAUCAGGAGUUAAGAGGUUAAUUUGAUGGCAUUAUGGGGGCCUGCAGUACCUAUAAUCAAAGGGCAUAUUUUACUUGAUCAAACUGCCAUGCAUAAAAUUGUUGAUAUUACACAAAACCAUAAGAAAUAAGAACAAGAGUAGGCCAUUCAGCCCAUUGAGCCUGUUCUGCUCUUAAAUGGGAUCAUGGCUGAUCCAACAUUCCUCAAGUCCACUUUAAUACAUUUUCCCAUAAACCUUGAUUCCCCUACUUAUAAAGAAUCUAGCCAUCUCAAUCCUUAACACAAGGACUCUGCUCCCACAACUCUCUCCUGCAUGUGGUUCCAAAGACACUCUGCCAUGAGAGAAGUAGUUCAUCCUCACUUCAGACAAAUUGGUGCCCUUUUAUUCUGAGAAAUGCCCACUGGUCCUAGACUCUCCCAUGAGGGGGAUCAUCCUCUCAGCAUUUACCCUGUCAAGUCCUUGAAGAAUCCUGUAUGUUUCACUGAGAUCACUUCUCAAUCUUCUAAACUUCAGUGAGUAGAUCCCAAUGAGUUUAAUCCUUGCUCAGCAGACAAUCCCUCCAUAGCAGGGAUCAUCCCAGUGAACCUUUCCUGAACUCCCUCCAUUGAAAUGGUAUCUUUCCUUAAAUAAUACAACUGGACUGUUCUGUACAGGUAUUAACAAGAGAGCUAGAAAAUAGUUAUAGUGAUUGGGGCAGGAGAUGUAGGGAAGAGAGCUGAGUAGGAAUGGUGAUGGUGGGCAAAUGUCUGAAAGUUGUGGAAGCAGAGUUGAUUUUAAAAAAAUCACAUGGACACCUCAUGGACUAUGACUCAUGGUAUCCAAUAGAUAAUGAGCGUGUGAGUGCUGUGUUGGACAUUGCACAAAAGAACCAUGGAGCUUAUACAACCUCAAGGUGUUUUGCAGUCAGUGGUUGAUUUAAAUAGCCAGUGCUGUGCGUGCAAUGGGAAGUGGAUAUACUACGGUAUGAAUGUUCUUUGGAUAAUAGAAUAGCACUACAGGGUGGAAUAGACCUAACAAUUUGCACUAAGCAUAACAUCUGUGAUUUAGAAAAGUUUGGGGAAGUAAUGAAAUGGUGCAGAUUCAGUUAUGGAAAAUCAUAUUUAACUAAUUUACUUUGAAGUGAAAGGUGUUGAAGGCAAUCCAUUUGAUGUUUAUGUGGAUUUUCUGAAGGUAUACAAGAAAGUUGCACAAAAUAGAUUUUUUUAGCAAAAUUCAAGUCCAUUGGAAUAAAGAGACAGGCGGAACAAUUCAAAAUUUGCUUAGGAACAAAAACAGAAUGCAGAGAUGAGCAGUCAUUUUCCAGUUGUGGGUUUGGGAGCCCAUGCUAUUGCCCAGAUUUUUGUUAAUGAUUUAGGUGUGCAGUGCAUAAUUUUGUAAUCUGUAGUUGACAUGAAAAUCAGAAAUGUUGCAAACAAUCAAUGGAGUAGUAACUGAGGAAGGUGAUAUGAGGAGAGACGUGGCAGAUUAAAUCCAAUGUGCAGAAGUUAUGAUAGGGAUACCGUUUGGAAGAAAGCAAUACAAAUAAAAGGUCUGUGUGUAUGUGUACGCAAUUCUUUGAAGGUUACAGGCAAUUUGAGAUGUCUUUUUAAAAAAGCAUACUUGAAUCCAUGGCAUUGUUAUUAUUGGAACGUGGAUGCAAGGAAGUGAUGCUAAAAUGUUAUAAACGAAUAGUUAGGCCCCAGUAGGAGGAACAUAUUAAAUUUUGGAUUCCGCUGUUUAGGAAGGAUGCCUAAGCCUUGACAAGGAAUUACAGGUGAUUUUCAGGAAUGAGGGACUUUACUAGUUAAUGUGAAGAGGCUGGGAUUGUACUGUUCACAGCAGAGGAUAUUAAGGGAGACUUAGUUGAAAUAUUCAAAAUUCUGGAUGAUUUGAUAACAGUAAAUAAAGAAAAACUGUGUGCAGUGGCAGAAAGCAGCUCAUUGCUUCCUUGGUAAAUUAACAGCAGUCAGAACGGAUUUCAAAAAGGAAAGCCCUUGCUUACCAACUUGUUGAAUUUAUUGAGCAGUUUUUAGAGAGUAGAUAAUGGUAAUCAGCAAAUUGAUUUAUCUGGAUUUUGAAAAAGCCUGUGGUACAAAACUAAUAAAAUGUGGAGUGAGGACAAGUAGCAGAAUAGAUGCUGGCUAGUUUCAAUACAAGCAAAGAGUGGGAGUAAAAGGUAAUUAUUCAAAGUGAUACUCCACAAGGAUCAAUGCAUGGGAGCAUUGUUGUUCACAGUUUACAUCUAGGACUGUGGAUCAUUGUUAAAAAAUAAGGGGUCACCCAUUUAAGACAGGUGGACUCUGUUUUUCUCAGAGGGUUGAGUGUCUUUGGAAUUUCCUUCUUCAAAAGACAGUGGAUGCAGAAUCUUUAAAUAUGUUUAAGGCAGGGAUAGAUAGAUCCUUGAUACUGAAGGAGAUGAAAUAUUAUUGGCAAGAUGCAGGAAUGUGGGAUUGAGGUUGAAGUCAGAUCAGCCACCAUCUUACUGAAUGAGACAGAAGGCUGAGUGCCCUGUUCUUGUUCCAUGUUUUGUCUGUGAACACUUUGGACUUUGAAAUCAAAAAUGCAAUUUCUAAAUUUUUGGAUGACUCCAAACUAAAAGAAAAGUUAAUACUUGGGCAGAGGCCAGCACGUUACAUUGGACAUUAAUAAAAGUAUCAAAUGGGAAAUUAUUGGCAAAUGAAGUUUGGUGCAGUUCAAUGAUUGAGAUUAGUUUGGUAAGAAGGAUUUGGAGGUCACUAUUACUUACGUCAGGAGAGGAAUAAAGGGAUCUUGGAGUGCAAAGGUAUUAGUCACCAAAAGAUGCGCUACAGGUAGCAAGGCUAUAUUUUAACGAAAAGCUUCAGCCUUUAUUUCUCGAGGAUAGAAAUGAAAGGUCAGGAAGAUAAUGCUAAAUCUGUUUUGAACUUGGUUCAUCCGAGUGUAAUGUGUGGGUCUGAUCACCAUGUUAUGAAAAGGAUACAGAGGCAUUGUAGAGGUUGCAAGGAUGGUGCCAGAAAUGAGAGUUUACAAAUCAGGAAAGUACUGACAGGCAUUGGGACCCUUUUGGCAAGGAAAAAGGGCUAAGGAAUGACCUAAUUGAGGUUUUUGAACGAUGAAAGGUUUUGGCAAGUGGAUCCAGAAUGUUCCUUCCUGUGGGAAAGUACGGAAUUGGAGGCUGUGAAGAUAAGAUCACUGCCAACAAAUCUAAUAGGAAAUCAGAGGAAAUAUCUUUGCCAGAGAGUAGAAAGAAUGUGGAACCAUUUGAAGCAGUUGUUGAAGCCUAUAUUGGAAGUUGGACAAACAAAUGAGGAAGAAAGGAACUGAGUGGGAUGGGUUUAUAUGAGAAAAGAUUGGAAGUGGUUUGAGUAGAGCAGAAAAACCAGCAUAGAUCAUUUGGGUCAGAUGGUCUGUUUCUGUGACAUGUAUUGUUUGCUGUUUGGGAUGGACAGUAAUUGCUGGCCUUGUUUUUUUAUAAUGCCAUACUUUUUUUAAGAAUUGUCAGUAAUCAGUGGGCGUAGAUUUAAGACAAAAAUAUGGUGACAUUGAGGAGACUUCUCUUUGUGAUUAAUUCAAAAAUGAACCUGUUAAAUGCAAAAGGAAAUAGAUUACAGGGCAAAUGGGAAAGAGAAGGAAUGGAAUUAAUCAAAUAGACCUGCCAAAGAGCUGACACAGGUAGUGUGGGCCAGAUGGUUUGUGCACUGUAUCAUGCUACCAAAGCCUGGUUGCUGGUUACAGAUUAGUAGGUUGCCUGCUGAUGUGGUCCUUACAAUCAUAUUCAGGCUUUGCCAUCUCUUACUCCACACCCACCCAGCUAUAACAUGUGUAUCACACUGGUUGCAGUGAUUGGUGUAGUUGGACAUUAGCUGGAAUUCUGUUCUUCAAAGCUAUAUCUUGUCCAGUUUGCUUUUGAGAUUGUUGGAUGCUACCCAGAAAAUUCUAGGUCAAAAAUUGCAGUUGUUUAUUUUUCUACUUCAGUAAUUACAGAGAGAUUUAUCCACUGCCAGGAAUGAUACCAUGCAGCAUAUGUGGAAUUGCACUGCCAAGGGUUCUUCUAUGCAAGGUACCGUGCCUUACAGUGCAUUACCGUGCAGUGCAAGAGCUAAUACUAGUAUGUCCCAUGCAACACCGGGAAGAGCCAAGUGUGCCUUUAACCCGGAAGCUGUGGAUUAUACCAGGGUAUUCUGUUACAGAAAGUAGUUAACUUCUCACCCUGCCUGUGGCAUUCUUUGGAUUUGCUUUCUCUUGAGUUCAUGUAUUUGCUGAUUGUUUGUUCAGUUUAAAGCUAUCAUUGAUCCUUUGUAGAUCAAAGAAAUACAAUGUAAAUUAGGGAGCCUUGAUCAUUAAAACAAUUCUUACUAAGGUCCUCAGUCGCUAUUAGAAAUCCACAGUGCAGUUCUUCACAUUAGAUACUAAACAGUUCUGCUUUUGUACGUUGAAAAUUUGAAAAGAUUCUUAUGCUGUAAUCUCUGAAAUUUCUUGGCAUAUUUUAAACCCUGUUUAGAGGAUUACACCUAAAAAAAAACCAGGGUGUAUGAUUGAACAGUAGGUGUAAAAUCAUUUGGUGUUCCUUUUUGACUGGGGUUUUAGAUUAGAUUUUGGGCCAUGAAGUAAUUUACAGUUGGUCUAGACUUGAGAAAAUGAAGCUUUUCUGCUCAUCUCCAUUUCUUCAUCAAGUAUGGCAUGUUACCCAAAACUUCUCACUAGGAUUUCUGAUCUUUGUGAAUGGAUGUUUAUGAAAAUGAACCAGAAAUGGUACAAACCUCACAUAGAUGCUCAGGUAAUAGAACACGGUUCAUUGAUGUCAACUUUUCUUGCCUUAAUUCUAGGGGUAUUCUUUAUUUUAACCUUUUUUAACCAUCUGUACUAUCAGGAGCCCGUACGGUUACUUUUAUGCUGAGAAAUCUCACAAUAAGAUGAGGACCUUUUUAUAAUCAUCCUGAAAUAUUGACUCUUGCUGAGAGAAAAGAGACCUGCUGUCAAAGAUUUUCAUUUUGAUCAAGGAUGUCAAAGUUUCAAUAAGAACCAUUCAUGCUACAUGUGAAAAGGGGCCUAAUUGGUUGACAAGUUAGCUGAUCAAUACAUUGCCAUGGAGAAUGCAUCAUUAUCCUGACACUUUUCCUUAAUUUUUUAAAAGGUACAAUGCCUGGGCUCAAUUAUUUUUCUUGCAUCAGUCCUGAUGCAUGCAGUAUGAGAAGCCUUGACAGUAUGUUCCUUUUUUGACAGUACUUGAGCACUGCAUAACAAAGUGAUAAUUGAAAUGAUUAUUCCGGUUAGGAUACAUUUGCUUGACUUGGAGAUAACCUCAGAUUUCCCUAUUUGCUCGUCCAUCUUCCAAAUUAGCAGGAAUAUGCACCAAAGCUUGAGCAAUUCACACACUCUCAGACUCAGAAAAUUGAUUGGCAGCAAAACCUUUCUUUCCAUGGAGAUACGGCAAAGCAGCUUCCCCAAGAAUGCCAUUUUAAUCAGAUUCCGCCCACGAAUCCGUCAACAUUUAUUUAUUUUUCUGAUGUCUUGGUUUUUCUAAAUAAACUUGGAAAUUUUGAAGUGGAUUUCAGGUAUAAUGCAAACCAUAAAUUGUACUGACUGACUGACUGUCAAAGGAUCUUCAUUUUAACUUGUAAAUGUUUUUUAAAGGUUAUGUUUGUGUGAGGCUUCUGUCUUUGUAAAUGAAAUGUAAUUAAAGUUCAACAGU